Messenger RNA from Cylicostephanus goldi, 225 nucleotides. The record is from the annotation of a GenBank genome assembly. Lineage: Eukaryota; Metazoa; Nematoda; Chromadorea; Rhabditida; Strongylidae.
GUCCACCGAAAUCGUGCCGUUACUCGUGAAGUUUACGAAGAUGGAGUAAAGAAGACAGCGCGUUACGCUGGCGAAUUCACAGACGUAAACUACGAGCCGUGGAUAGUUUUCGUCAAUCAUCUUCCUAUCGAAGAUAACAAUAUAUUCGAAGAGAUGAAGUGCACGCAACCUGCUCAUCGUGGACAUAGUCCUCAGUAUGGCUAUCUUCCCGAGGAUGUUAGUUAA